Molecule: messenger RNA, 1891 nt
Organism: Loa loa (African eye worm)
Lineage: Eukaryota; Metazoa; Nematoda; Chromadorea; Rhabditida; Onchocercidae
Exons: 6
Coding region: 206-1891 (561 amino acids)
Biological process (GO): anatomical structure morphogenesis; regulation of transcription by RNA polymerase II; cell differentiation
Molecular function (GO): DNA-binding transcription factor activity, RNA polymerase II-specific; RNA polymerase II cis-regulatory region sequence-specific DNA binding
Source: RefSeq, a predicted model, not a curated record
GUUUUAGGGAAAAUCGGUAAUUUGCUCAAGCGAAGACACAGGUCCUCUUCAUCAAACAGCAAUACAUUCCUGUUACCAUUAAUAGUAUUUAAUUGGAACUAAUUAACAACUAAAAAGGAAACCGACAAACAACGAGCUUAUCACACUGGAGCUCUGUCCGCCAUCACCGCAAAAAGCUGCCAAUAUUGGCAGUGCGCUGGAAUUAAUGGAUUUAAUUGGUUCAGCAGUUCUGGGCAAUAACAAUAACAGCAGUGACAACAACAGCAACAGCAGCAACAACAACAACAACAGCAACAACAACAGCAAUAACAACAACAACAACAACAACAACAACAAUAGCAACAGCAACAGUAACAACGACAACACCGAUAUCAUUAACGAUAUCACCAACAGUAAUAGCAGUAACAAUAGUAUCAGUGUUAUUAACAACAGUAUUAUGUCCGCUAUUCAGAAUUCGGAAGAUAAUAAAAGUAAGGGAUCAAUGAAAUCCGAACCUAUGCCAUUAAUUGAUGAAUUAGCAACGGUAUCACCGUCUUCAUCAACAGUGGAACAAGCUAGUAGCACUCCCGAAUCAAGGAUUCGAAUUACUGCAAGUCCCGGUGGUAAUAACAGAUCGAUCACUGAUCCAUCACCAACGAUAAUGGAAAAAACUGAACGGCCAAGUUUAAGUUAUAAAGAUCUCAUUAUUGAGGCCAUUGAAAGUAGUCCAGAAAAACGAUUAAAAUUGAAUGAAAUUUACCAAGUAAUCCGUAUGAUGCAUCCAUAUUAUCGUUUACGACCGGAUCAGUGGGGUUGGCAAAAUUCGAUACGUCAUAAUUUGAGUCUACAUGACUGUUUCGUUAAAUUACCUCUAAAACAAACAUCUGCUAGUGGUGUUGUUGGUCAUUUCUGGACAGUUGUACCAGAAUUAGGUGAUAAGCAAACUUUACGACGACGUAACCGAGUGACAAAUCGAUCAGGUGCUCGUGCAGCAUCAACAAGUGCAGCUGCAGCAGGUGGCCAAUUUAAUGGUCGUCUAUCAUCCAUUGAUGGUACCGCGAAUGAUAUCCUGAAUUGUGCAGUAGGAGGUGAUACAAAUGGUUUCAUGGAUGGAAGUGGAAUAAUUAGUGAUCAUAGUGGGAGUACAAGUCCUGCUCAUUGUUCAUUUGAUGGUACUUAUUGUGGUUCUAAUGAAUAUCGACCCAGUGUUACCGAUUCAGUGUUGAUCUCGACACAAUCAGUUUUCAAACCACAACCAUCGUAUAAUUCGACAUUAAGUCAUCAUUUAUCGAAACUAACCUCAGCAGAAGCAGCAGCAGCAGCAGCAACAAUUUUGAGUACUUCUGGAUCAAAUAAUAAUAAUACCAAUCAAAAUCCUCUGCUUGCAUUAUCCACACCAACAAGUUCAGCAGCAUUUGCUGGUUCUACCUUCGAUUCAUCAUCUUUUACUACCGAUGAUUAUAAAUCUUACACGCAGAAUCUGCUGAAUGCUUAUUUUUAUCAACAGGGUCUACUAACUUCACUGCAACAGCUAGCUGAAGUUGCUAAUCGAGUUAAUCCAAUCGCAGCUACAUUACCAACAUCAUUGCUUGGUGUUAAAAUGCCACUACUAAAUGGAUUACUUUCCAAUCCGGCACUUUUUUCUUCACAAAUGCCAAUUGUUAGCGUUGCAACAGCUACAGCUAUUAAAGCAGCAGCUUUUGGCUUAUCACCCUUGCUACCUCUAAGCUUAAGCGGUACAGCAGCAACAACAGCAACAACAACCAACAAUCUGUUUCUGGAUCCAGAACAUAUACCGGGAACCCCAAAGAUGUCCAUUUCUCCAACAAAUACCCAAUCGCAACUCUCAUCUUCCGGUUCUUUGUCAUUUCCAAUUAAGAGCGAAGCCCAGUCAACAUUUAUGUUCUCUUAA